AUGGCUCAGUACCAGCACGGACAUCCGGCCUACUACGGCCAGAAUAACUCCUCUGCGCAGUCGACCCCGUAUCCCUCCCAAUACGCCGGCUACUCUCCCCACGCGUCCCCGGAACAGCCGCAUCAGCAGCUCAGACGGGUUCCCAGCUAUGUUGCGGGAGACGAUGCCCAUUAUUUCGAGGGCCGUCACGGCCGUAAUGCCCCAGAGGAGGGUGCUGGCUAUGGAGGCGCUUACAACAGUACGACCCAGAGCAACCUGGGAUCGAGGCACUCGCAAUUCUCGGCCGGCAGUUCGCAGCAAUCACUCCCCAGCCGCGCGUCGUCUCAUGGCUCUUCUGCCGUCUCUGGAUACCAGUCUUAUCAGCAUCAUGCGUCGUCCACGUCGCCGAACCAAUCGACUUACAACCCUCAGCAGUACAGUCGUCCUCACUCCCUGUCGCAACCGCCUCCCAUGUCCUCCUAUAAUCCCCAGGCGUACACCGGGAUCAGCAGCGCACAAUACAGCAAUGCCACCCAGCCGCACCAGCCGUAUAACCCCGCUGCGUAUCAGUCGACUAACUAUGGGACUUAUGGGUCUUCAAACGUUCAACGCCAACCGACCGCUGCAUCGCAACGAUACGGUCAGUCGGCCGCGACACAGUAUGGGCCUCCAUCGCCGCAAAUGCAGCCUCCUCCACCCCCGCCUCGUGGUCCAGAUCAUCCCUACGGCCCUCGUCAGUCUACUUACUACUCCGAUUCCUCACCCAAUCCGCAGUAUGGCUACUCGCAGUCGCAUCAGACCAGCCCCCCGUCUGUACCUCUUCGGUCUUCUGCCAACUACCCAGGCCCCACAUCUCCUGUGUAUGCUUCUGGGCCGCCUUACCCAAGCGCUGGCUCCGGUUCUCUUCCUUCGCGACAGCAUUCUCGCGGAUCACAGUCAUCAUCGUACUACCCCACGACUCCUACUGCAACGGAGCCUGUGACCUCCUCAGUGAUCGAAGAGCAGCCACCAGAACCUCCAGCCCAUAUGUCGUACGACGGGAAGAGGUCAAGCGUGUCCAGAGGAUCGGUGAAUUCGCCGACAUAUCCAACUCCGCCUUCGUCCUCUCCGCGGCGGACAGACACCCUCACUCGACAUCCACAGGCCCGACCUCUCCCUGGUCCUCCACCAGACGCGGAGGAAGAACCUACGUAUUCAGAGGUUCAUGAUGGCAUUGGAAGCAUAAGGCGGAAACCAGAAGAGGAGAUGGGCUAUGAGGACUUGAUGAAGGAGGUGGAAGCUGCCGUACUACAGGGGCGGCGCGCCAGCGCAAGUGGUGCAAGAGCAGCUCAUGUAGGACACAGUGAGCAUAUUCCGAAUCCAGACGAACCUGCUCCGCUUUUUGCACCGGAAACAUCAACGCGGUCCCUGUCUCCUGACGUGCGGCACACCCACACCAAUGGCAGCAUAGCGACAGGUACGGGACAGUAUGUGAAUUAUGACGCCUACAGUGACGAAAGUGACGCCGAAGCUGCGGCCGGUCUCGCCAUGAUGCAGAUGGCAGACGAAGAGGAAAGAGCAGAAGCGGAGCGCCAGCGCAAUCGAGAGCGCAGUGGCACUGCUGCUUCCAUCUUCAGUGCGUACGGAUCACGGUCAUCGGACCGACUGCCCUCCCCACCGCCUCAAGAGGUGAGUAGCGACAGUGACUAUGCUCAGUACGAUCUUGCUCUGUACGGUGGGGGUUACGAGGGACAUGUGCACUACGGCGACGAACCGACCGCGGGUCCGGAGCAGCCAUCCAAGAAUGAUCCGCUCAGCUCGGAUCUAUCUACGGACGGACGAGUAAAUUUCCCUGACGAGCAGGAUUAUUAUGAUUUUCCAACUGAAGAGUCGAACCGCCCUCUCCCGUUCCCUUCUGUCACCAGUGCGCGAGUGGACACGGGUGGCACUGGAGGCUUGUCAGAACCGGGGGCCGUCCAUCGGAGGUUGAGCUUCGACGAUGGCGAUGAAGAAGGUGGCCUGUUGACGCCUGAGGGCGAGGAACGAUCAGGAAGCCAAAGCCCGGAGAAAGGAGAGCCCGCUGAUCUCUUCUUCCACCCGGGGAUGCGGCCACUGCCUCCUGCUCCUGUUGAACCGGUCAACAACGCCAACAUUCGGCCGCAUUUGAUCCCAGCUGGGACGUAUCGGAACAAGGCACAAGGUGACCUGGAAGCGUAUGAUCAGCAAAGGCCUCUUCCGACACCCAGCUCUCCAGACUCGUACGGACAGACAACGCUGAACCCGUACCAAGUCCCGCGGUCGACAUCCUUGUCGAGCCACAGUAGCACGCCUCGUACUGAUCCGCCAACCAGAUCCAAAACCGAUGCAGAUCGUGCGAAGUACAAACAACAGCAGCAGGACUUCCUGCGCCAGCAGACUGGUACUCUCGGGUACACUGCAAGCCCAGAACCCAGUGCCAUCGCCCUCGAUCUGCCCACGAUACCUGCGGGCAGACGCAAGAAGUUCAAUCCCGCUAAGCUGUCGUCUGAGCAUUUCCGGAAAUGUUCAGAACCGUGGGCGCUCAGUGCCAUUGUUGCCUGGGUCAGAGAAUUGAGCGAGGACGAAACAGAUCUCAAAGAGCAGGCCAUCAUCGAUGCAAUCGUUGCACUGUUCACCCACAAGGUUCCGACAAUGAACACUGCCGAUGCUGAGACGCUGGGUGCCUUGGUCGUCAAGAACAUGCUGGCCGAGGGAGCCUUGGUGAAGGAAGAGGAAUGGGUCAAGUUCGGCCCAGGGACUUUGUCGGGCGUUCUAUUUCAAAUCACGGGCAGCGGAUGCUACUCAUCCCGGCUCCAUGUGCAAGAGCCAGAGACUGAGACCUUCGGUCGCUGCUACUCGCACCACUGCAUGAGGACCCUCAAGAAGAUCAAUCUCAAGGCUGAGAUGAUGGAGCCGGAGAAGAAAGUGCAAGACUGGGUGACCUUCUAUAACGUCCCUAAGGAGGUGUGGGAAUCCUAUCCCAAGAAGGAGAUUGAUCGCCAGAACAACCUCCACGAGAUCGUUACCACCGAAGAUGCGUAUAUCGAACAACUGGAUGUGUUGCAAGUGUUGUAUCGUGAUCAAUUAGCCACGAUGCAGCCUCCUAUCAUCAAUCCCAAACGCCUCAAUAAAUUCCUGAACGAUGUCUUUGGCAAAGUGGACGCGGUCAAGAAGGUCAAUGAGGAGUAUCUGCUCGCACAGCUGAAGUAUCGCCAAAAGGAACAGGGCCCGUUCAUCGUGGGCUUCAGCGAUAUCUUCCGAGAAUGGAUCCGGAAAGCUAAGGGGGCGUAUGUCGAGUACGCAGCCACUUUCCCGCACGCGAACUACUUGGUGCGCAGGGAGGCGGAGCGGAACCUGCAAUUCAGGCAGUUCCUCAAUCAAGCUCGUGACAACAAAAUGUCCAAUCGAUUGAGCUGGGAUACCUUCCUCAAAGCACCUAUUACCAGAAUCCAGCGGUACACCCUGCUCUUGUCAACCGUCCACAAGAACAUGGUGAAGGAAUGCGAGGAGAAGACCAAUCUGGCGCAAGCCAUUGAGGAAAUCAAGGUCGUUGCAAUGGAUUGCGACAACAAGGUGGGCGAGAUGACCAAGAAGGUCGAUCUCAUGGAGCUGUCCUCAAAACUACAACUCCGACCGGAGAUGAAGAAGGAAGUAGAACUGAACCUCGAGCAUCUGGGUCGGCAGAUCAUUUUCCAGGGCGAUCUUCAACGGCCAGGCACGAGGACGAGGUUCAACUUGGUGGACACGCGUGCUAUUCUGUUCGACCACUAUUUUGUGUUAGCCAAGGCCGUGACGAACCGAGAUGUCACCAAGUCCUUGAAAUAUGAAGUUUACGAUGUGUCGAAACUGCCUAUUCCGAUGGAUUUGCUCGUCCUGGAGAGCACCAAUGACGAUCCGGUAUACAAGUCUUCAGUGAAAGGCAUCUCGGCCGUUGCUCCUCCGCCGGCCGCGAACGGAGGUACCUCCACCGGAGCUGGUGGCACGGCCCUCGAGAAUAUUAAAGAUGAUAAGAUCCUCUAUCCCUUCAGGGUGAAGCACCUGGGUAAAACCGGAACCUAUAUCCUUUACGCCCAUUCGAGUCAGAACCGACAGGAGUGGUGUGAAAAGAUCAUUGAGGCCAAAACCAAACACGCUGCGUCUCUCUUUGCGCAGAACGCGGAGCCGUUUCGGCUGCGGGUGCUUGCGGAUACAGCAUUUGCCUAUUCUGAACCCCCAGGACCUAAGGCUGUCAUGAUCAAGGGUACACCACUCGAUCGAGCUAUUAGAGAGGUCGAAGAGAAGUAUGCCAAUGAAGCCUCGAAGCCCAAUCCCAUCUGCAGAGCAGCAGUCAACUGCGCUACAGUCUUCCAGCAGCCGCCGGGACGGCUAAUGUGCGCCGUUGGCACUGAUUAUGGAGUGUACAUUUCGGAAUAUAACGACCCACGUGGGUGGGUGAGGGCAAUUCCGAUCGUGCGGGUCACACAAAUUGCAGUUUUUGAAGAAUUUAACCUCCUGCUCGUCAUUGCAGACAAAUCGCUGAUUGCGUACCAUCUUGACGUUGUCCUGGAGCCGGUACUCCAAAAAUCAGCAACGAGCCGGGCGCGUUUCCUGCCGAUGCGUCGUGGCCAAACCGAGUUCUUCCGUGAAUAUGACGAGUUCUAUAUUCCCACAGAAAGUUACAACAUCAACCUGUUCCACACAUCUCUCGCCAUUUCGACGCAGCGUGGAAUCGAAGUUUUGACCCUCGACAAGAAGCAGCCGUGGUCUGUGCCGAACCUGCGCUCCGAAACACCGGAAGCGCAGCCGUACCUGACGAGCAUUGCGAACCGGAUCAAAGAUCUGCGACCGCUGGGGAUGUUCCGACUGAGCGAGAGCGAGUUCUUGGUUGCGUACAGCGAAUGCGCCGUGUACGUCAACAAGCACGGGGACGUCUCUCGCAGCGUGGUCAUGGAGUUUGUCGGCCGUGCUCACACGGCAUGCCUGUACGGAAGAUUUUUGAUCCUUUUCAACGAAGACUUUGUCGAGGUGCGCAACGCCAUGAACGGGCGUCUGAGGCAGGUCAUCCCGGGUCGCAAUGUCGUCUGUCUGGACGACGGCGGCGCCAUGGCGGGAACGGGGCCAUCGCAUGCAAGCAACUACUCCAGGUCGGUGGCUAAUGGCCAGACCAGCGAGUACGCGCGCAUUGGCCGGACCGUCAAGAUCUGCAUGCAGCACCCGGAGCAUGAGCGCAGCCAGCUUGUUUUGGAACUGAUAGAGAACGAAGGCCAGAAAGACUAG
Rasamsonia emersonii CBS 393.64 is the source of this 5232-nucleotide messenger RNA. RefSeq names its product Rho guanyl nucleotide exchange factor. Gene Ontology annotation, molecular function: guanyl-nucleotide exchange factor activity. The transcript has 3 exons. The record is from RefSeq and is a predicted model, not a curated record. NCBI's taxonomy places the organism in Eukaryota, Fungi, Ascomycota, Eurotiomycetes, Eurotiales, Trichocomaceae. Bases 1 to 5232 code for a protein of 1743 amino acids.